GCCUAGUGGAAACAUAUUGGCUGUGAAUUGAGAUCGAUUCAAUGAAGACGUUAACACGUACGCACAAACAACAGCGAUAACUUACGAUUUCCACUGAGAGCGGUCGCAAGAAGGAAUUCAGCUCGGUUUAUAUCAGAACUGACGAACGAUGCAGCAACAAUACCAAGCAGUUUUACUAGUGGCGUGCUGUUUCCUCGCCUACUCGAACGCAUUUGAAAUACCGGAGCGUUAUAAAAAACCUGCGAAAAUGUUGCAUGAAAUGUGCGUUGCCGAAUCGGGUGCCUCGGAGGAACUGCUGCGACAGUGUCUGGAUGGGACGAUCCACGACGAUGCGGCAGUCCAGUGCUACAUUCACUGUCUGUUUGAUAAAAUCGGAGUCAUCGAUCCGGAAACGGGACGCAUUUUCCUGGACUGGCUGACCGACAUGCUACCGAGCGACUUGCAGCAAGCGUUAGCCCAUCUAACGCGCGAGUGUGGACACAUUGUUACCGAGGACAAAUGCAACACCGCAUAUCAGACGGCCAAAUGUUACUUUAGUGCGCAUGAGGAUGCGAUCAAAUUUUGCCAUCUUUUGAUCUUGGAUUGACCAAGCCAACCAUCACGGAAGUGGUAUGCUAUCUGUCUUAAUUAAUACGCAUCGUGAUGGUGAGAUGUCGGGUAUGGUUCGGUACAGUUUCCACUUCGGAGAAUUUAAUUUACUUUCACACCAAAAAGGUAGAUGGUUUCAA
Messenger RNA from Anopheles aquasalis, 728 nucleotides. It is a transcript of the gene Obp69a, whose product is annotated as Odorant-binding protein 69a. Gene Ontology annotation, biological process: sensory perception of smell. NCBI's taxonomy places the organism in Eukaryota, Metazoa, Arthropoda, Insecta, Diptera, Culicidae. The record is from RefSeq and is a predicted model, not a curated record. Gene Ontology annotation, molecular function: odorant binding.